This is a messenger RNA of Triticum turgidum subsp. durum (durum wheat), 2874 nucleotides long. NCBI's taxonomy places the organism in Eukaryota, Viridiplantae, Streptophyta, Magnoliopsida, Poales, Poaceae. The record is from the annotation of a GenBank genome assembly.
AUGGAGGGCGCGGCGCAGUCCAUUGUGAGCAAUGUUGGGCAGCUGGUGGCCAAAGAGUUUUGGCUGCUCCGCGGCGUCGGCAGCGAGGUUGUUGAGCUGAGGGACGAGCUGGCAACCAUGAACGCCCUCCUCCUUAUGCAGUCGCAGCAGUCUGAAGACGAUGAGCGUGAAGUGGUGGACCACGUCGUCCGGGAGUGGAUGAAGCAGGUGCGGGAGCUCGCAUGUGACGCCGACGACUGCGUCGAUCUUUACAUAUUCCGCAUCAAGCCCCGUCCCAGCGAGGGCUUCCUCGCCAAGUACAAGCGCCUGCUUACGACCCUUUAUCCUCGCCGUCUGCUCGCCGGUGACAUGAGAGCCCUCCGCUCCCGAGCUAUAGCCAUUAGCGAGCGCCGUGCUCGUUACAGCUCCAGCCGCACCGUACUAGACGCGUAUCCUUCUUCGUCUGUAGACCCGGCAGUGACGAAGCUGUCGGCACAAACGCUUCGCGCUGGCCGUGCCGAUGCCAACGACCCUGAUGAGUUCGUGGGCGUCCUAGAGAGGGCACUGAUCAACAUGGUGGAAGGCGGAAAGGAUGACGACAAGCUUAAGGUUAUCUCCAUUGUUGGGUUCGGAGGGCUCGGCAAAACUACACUCGCCUUCGAAGUUUGCCGGCAGCUGCGGACCAAGUUCCAGUGCCAAGCGCAGGUGUCCGUGUCUCGGGCGUUUGACAGCAGCAAGGACCUGCGGGGGUUGCUGAAACGCGUGCUUCAGCAGAUUUUGAAGGUGAAUGAUAAAGGCAUCGAGACAGAGAAACUGGAUUCCGUGGGUAACAUGGACGGAAUGGAUGUGGAGGUGCUGACCAACAAGCUCAAGGAACAUCUCGAGGGCAAGAGGUACCUGAUUGUGCUCGAUGAUGUAUGGACAGUAGCUGUGUGGGCUGCAAUCCGGUCCAAAUUGCCAGAAAGCACAUGCGGCAGCAUAAUUAUUGUGACAACUCGGAUAGAUAGUGUGGCGCAAGCAUGCAGUGGAGCAAGUGUAUGUGAAGACCACAUAUACCAUAUGGAGCCGCUCAACCCUGAUGACUCGAAGAAGUUUUUUCUAAGGAGAGUAUUUGGUCUCAAGGAAGCUCAUCUCGAGGAAUGCUAUUGCCCAAAGGAAGUGGAACAUGAAAUGUAUUGUGUUUUGAAGAAAUGUAGCGGGCAUCCGUUGGCCAUUGUUAGCAUUGGAAGUCUUUUGGCAAACUAUAGAAGUCCAGAUAGCAAAGAUAUCUGGAAAUACAUUCAUAGAUCAAUGGGUUCACAUAUACAUAAAGUGAACGACCCAACCCCUGAAGGAGUGAGGAGGAUCAUCAUAGUUAGCUUCCACCACCUGCCUCGUGACCUCAGGCGUUGCAUGAUGUAUCUUAGCAUUUUCCCGGAGAAUUAUCUGAUCAGCAAAAACCGUCUCUUGAAAAGAUGGAUUGCAGAAGGAUUGAUACCUGAGAAGCAGGGGCUUACUUUGAUGGAGACUGCUGAGUGCUACUACAACGAGCUUGUGAAUAGGGGCAUGAUUGAUCAAGCUGGCUGCAUAGUUACCUACUGUAAUAGGACGGAUAUGUGUCGGGUGCAUGACAUUAUGCUUGAGGUUAUGGUGUCCAAAUCCCUAGAAGCUAACUUUGUUAGCUUGGUAGGCAUUCAGUAUGAAGCAAUGUCAUAUGAUAUUGUUCGUCGUCUUUCCAUUCAUGGCGCAGAUGGGGCGAAUGGCAUUGAGGGGAUGAAUGUGCAGCAUGUCCGAUCACUGAGCACAUUUCAGUCUGAAGGCCACAAGUUGCUGCUAGAUCAACUAGGAAAGUUCAAGCUGCUGAGGGUACUUGAUCUGGAAAACUGCAAGGACCUAAGAAACAAGCAUUUGAGGUACAUUUGCAAGAUGUACCUUCUUAAGUUCUUGAGCUUGAGGGGUACAGAUAUCAGUAUGAUGCCUCGUGAAGUCUGUGAUCUAGAGCAUUUGCAAACACUUGAUGUCGGUGACACUCUCCUCGACACGCUUCCCAACACAAUGAUAAAGCUGAUCAAACUUGAGCGGCUGAUGUUCUCCAACAGAGAAAGGCUGUUGACCCUAUGGAUACUGCCCAAAGGAAUCUCAAAGAUGAAGGCAUUGCGUGAGGUGAGUAGAGUAGCCAUCGAAAAUGUUGAGGUUGCCAUAGAGAUCGGUGAUCUACAACAACUGGAACAGAUAUUUGUUUAUGUCAACACAAGUUCCAAGCAGGGCAAGGAUAUUAGACGAGAGCUAAACCACUCCCUAAGCAAGACAGCAUACCUUCAGUGGCUCCACGUGGCAGAACUGCAAGAUGUCCACAACAAUGACAUGGACUAUCAUCCCCUGCUGGAUCUUGACAUGCCACCACAGCUUUUGCGGUACCUUAGCUUCGGUGGAUUUAUUCCUCGGAUUCCCGACUGGGUCGGUUCACUUGCAUUUCUUGCCGAGUUCACUAUUUCAGGCACAAAACUUGUUGGCAACCAACCAUUUGAGGUCCUUUGUAAAGCUCGAAACCUGAAUCACAUCACAUUUCAGAUGGAUUUUUACAUUGACAGAGAUCUGGUUGCACGCAGUGCCCACAAGUUUUCUUCGCUCAAGAGCGUAAGAGUCAUCCCUGCUGCUGAAACUCCCGAAAUGUUCAGUUUUGAGGAAGACUCCAUGACAACUCUCGAGAUACUUGAGGUGGACUUCGGAGACUGGCAGAAGAGCAUUGUUGGCAUCAAGCACUUGAAGAACCUUAAACUGGUGCGACUCAGUGGUCGCAGCAAUAAUGCUUCACUGAUGGAAGUAGCGGAAAAGCUGAAAGAAGAGAGUGAUAGACGAGGCAAGUCCGACGACUACAAUCAGCGCCCCUUCACGGUUGGAGUGAGAUACAACUGA